CACGAGCGUCGGUGGGACGUUGUAUUGGAUAGCUAUACGAUCAUGAUUGCCCGGUCAUAUUAAUAAUUGCCUCCUACUUACAUCUAAUUACGAACAGUUUCCUUAUUAACAAUUUUUUUUAAGGCUCGCGUGUUAUGUUCACAAAGCUGUUUGUUUUUCAGUGUUAGUGCAACGGUUCAAUUGCGAUUUACGUCGAUAGGAAAAAUUCGAACAGCAACGGUAAAUGUCGUCGUUUAAUAGCGGCAUACGCAUAACGCAUAAAAGCAAAAACAGUUCGAGCAAAAACGCAAGAGAUGAAUAUUUGUAAUUCACUUACUACCCAGUCCCAUAGCUGACUUCUUGUAUCAUUUAUUCUAUAUGCUAUUAAAAUUCCGCAGUACUAGAUAAAACUGUUGUCAUGGCGUGCACCUGUGAGGUAAUCGGGCUCGCCUGCGUCGUCGCCCUAAUUUUGAGCAUUGCGGCCAAAGCACCUUACCAGAUGAGGAUGUUUAUUGUGCUGUUUGGAGCCGGCGCAAUUGUUACUCUGUGCAUUCCUUUCAUGAUCCUGCGGCCGAGGGACUACAGGAAUGGGCUCAUUCCAUCCUGGUGCUUCGUGCAGCUGUGCCGGAUAAUGGGUAUCACCAUGGAAGUGCGUGGUGUGGAGAACGUAAAAAAGGAGCACGGGAGUGUUGUGCUUAUGAACCAUCAAAGCGCCUUGGACUUGUGCGUGCUGGCUCAUCUUUGGCCGGUGAUUGGAAGGGCGACCGUGGUGGCCAAAAAGGAAAUUCUUUACAUGCCCUUCUUUGGCGUUGGCGCCUGGCUCUGGGGCACUUUGUAUAUUAACAGAUCGCGAAAGAGCGAUUCAAUUAAUUCAUUGCAAAAGGAGGCGAUUGCUAUACGGGAGCGCAACUGCAAGAUAUUAGUCUUUCCGGAGGGCACGCGCAAUUCCAAGGAGACAUUGCUGCCGUUUAAAAAGGGCUCAUUUCACAUUGCGCUCCAAAGCAAGUGCACAAUACAGCCGGUUGUCGUAUCGAAAUACUCGUUUUUUGACGAGAAAAAGAAAAGCUUCCGACCCGGACACGUUGUCAUACAAAUACUGCCUGAGAUAUCAACGGAUGGCUAUGAAAAGGAAAACAUGGAGAAGCUUAUCGAACAUUGCCGCACGACCAUGCAGCAGGAAUACACGAGAAUGAGUAAAGAGGCCCUAUCUGUGGACUCAAAAAAACAGUUAUGAAAACUAUAUAGUAGUAUAAGCUCAGGUUACACACAUUACCGGUAUUUUAAUUCGAAACAAUAUACUUAAUAUUCUAAA
Molecule: messenger RNA, 1291 nt
Organism: Drosophila novamexicana
Lineage: Eukaryota; Metazoa; Arthropoda; Insecta; Diptera; Drosophilidae
Gene: Agpat2
Product: 1-acyl-sn-glycerol-3-phosphate acyltransferase alpha
Exons: 3
Coding region: 398-1213 (271 amino acids)
Biological process (GO): phosphatidic acid biosynthetic process
Cellular component (GO): endoplasmic reticulum; membrane
Molecular function (GO): 1-acylglycerol-3-phosphate O-acyltransferase activity
Source: RefSeq, a predicted model, not a curated record